GGGAUGGUCGUGCAGCGUGCUAAAUCGGUGGGCGCACGGUGGGGGGCCAAGAGCCUAUCAUUGGAGUCAAGUUGGACAGAAGGUUUGUUCAUCACGGAGAGAAACGGCGGUGGACUAGAUAUUCGAUGAACAGGAGGGAUUAAAUUGAGAGUACAUAAAGUGGACAUGGGGAUAUGAUCAUCUCUCGUUUUAAGCUCCCCCUCACUAAACUGCUAUAGAAUCACAAGUCGGAUGGCUAUUAUCAUCAUUUACCUUGGACUCAAAGUCCACUAGAGCGAUGAUGCCUUCAGGAGGUUGUUGAACGACGUGAACGAAAGGGAAUAUGUGCGUUGUCACGUGCAAACCAGUCCAUUAAGUUGCUUUCGAAUGUAGUCCACUCAAAAUCUCAAACACCAUGUCGCGAUACCCAGACUAUCUUUCACCGAACGCAACUCCUUCUAAACCAUCCAACUCGCAGAAGUCAAGAGCAAGACGCGAGCCAUCUGGCGUUUUCUCCUUAUUUCAGGCACCUCAGAUUCAGCAGUUCAAGGAGGCAUUUCAACUUAUCGACCACGACAAGGAUGGCUGGGUAACGGAAUCUGAUCUGCGAGAAAUAUUCUCAAGCCUUGGUAUUUCACCAUCGAAGAGUAUGCUAGAUGGCCUGCUCAGCGCGCGCCCUGGUGGCCCUGGGCACAGCAAGUCACCUCCUGUGACACCUUCACGCGACUCGUUAGUGUCAUCAGACAGAGGUAUCAACUUUACCAUGUUCCUCACCAUGAUGAGCGAGCGACUUUUCGAGUUCGAUCCAGAAGCUGAGUUGAGGGAGGCUUUUGAAUGUUUCGAUGAGGGCGACACGGGUACGGUUAAAUCUGAUGAGAUGCAGAAAUGGAUGGGAGAAGUAGGGGAAAGAAUGGGUCAGCAGGAAAUCGACAAGUUCCUCCAGAGUUCAUUCACUGACCGUCAAGGGAAUUUCAAUUACCGCGAAUGGAUUAAAGUGAUACGAGUGAAUGAUGGUGAUGAAGCAGGAUUAGACAAGACAUGACAUGGCAUGGACAAGACAAGACAAUAAUCUGUGCGAACAUCUGUACUUUACACUUUGACUAGCAUACCAUCAUUACCGCAAUUGCAUUCGUCACAGGACCGCAAGAAAAC
Messenger RNA from Suillus subalutaceus, 1131 nucleotides. RefSeq lists its product as uncharacterized. Gene Ontology annotation, cellular component: myosin II complex; cytoplasm. The transcript is spliced from 4 exons. The coding region runs from base 395 to 1021 and encodes 208 amino acids. NCBI's taxonomy places the organism in Eukaryota, Fungi, Basidiomycota, Agaricomycetes, Boletales, Suillaceae. Gene Ontology annotation, molecular function: cytoskeletal motor regulator activity; calcium ion binding; myosin heavy chain binding. The record is from RefSeq and is a predicted model, not a curated record. Gene Ontology annotation, biological process: mitotic cytokinesis; actomyosin structure organization.